This is a messenger RNA of Malassezia sympodialis ATCC 42132, 552 nucleotides long. RefSeq lists its product as uncharacterized. Gene Ontology annotation, cellular component: GID complex. The coding region runs from base 1 to 552 and encodes 183 amino acids. The record is from RefSeq and is a predicted model, not a curated record. The transcript is spliced from 2 exons. Lineage: Eukaryota; Fungi; Basidiomycota; Malasseziomycetes; Malasseziales; Malasseziaceae. Gene Ontology annotation, biological process: protein targeting to vacuole; negative regulation of gluconeogenesis; protein catabolic process in the vacuole.
AUGUACCAUAUCGAAGCACAAAGACCAGACUUGCCGUAUGAUAGCCCCUUGACGCAUUAUAAACCCGCAACGCUUGGCUGCCUUCGACCGGGUGCCCUAUUUUGCGGUACCCAAAGCAAUCGUCAGCAUACGUACGAUGUACGAAUCGAGUUCACGACCUUGUUCCCUAAUUUUGACGCAUUGUACAAUGAGCUAGGGAGUCUUCGACGACCCUUCGACUUUAAGGCAUACCCUUAUGUCUUUAUGCGCUGGAAAGAGCGAUUUCUUGUACCCGACCACCAUGUGAGUCACAUUACCGGUGCCAGCUUUGCCGGAUUUUACUAUAUCUACCUUUCCCUUGAUCCCAUGUUGGAGAGCGAGGUAAUCUCGACUCCGGGAGGGAGAACUGCUCCUAUGUCGGAAGACCCAGUUUGUGCAAAACAAGACAUGGAAAACCUGGCAAAGCCUAUACAACUUCGCGGCUAUUAUUUCCACGAGAGUUCGGAACCUUUCCAAAAACUAGCUUUGUACCAUAUGCCGGCGAAGGUGUCUCAUACCUUUGAGUUACAGUAA